AUGUACUCAGUAUCUGUUACGGCGCCUGUUAAUAUCGCCACCCUCAAGUAUUGGGGAAAGCGUGACUCUGUACUCAAUCUUCCUACCAAUUCUUCCAUCAGUGUUACACUCUCUCAGGACGAUCUAAAGACUACCACUACUGUUUCUUGUUCCGAUUCAGAGUCAUAUUCCGUCGAUCAGUUGUACCUCAAUGGUAAAUUAGAAUCCCUAGAGUCUCUUAGGUCUCAGAAAUGUCUUGGAGAAUUACGUAAGUAUAGAUCAGAGAUGGAGGCGAAGGAUGGUUCUCUCCCAAGGAUCUCUGAAUGGCCUUUACGAAUUGUCAGUGUGAACAAUUUCCCUACUGCUGCCGGGUUGGCCUCGUCAGCUGCCGGAUAUGCUGCUAUGGUAUAUGGAAUUGCCAGAUUAUACCGAUUACCAUUAGAUCGAUCAGAGUUAAGUAAGAUUGCUCGACAAGGGUCAGGCUCUGCAUGUAGAUCACUCUAUGGAGGCUUUGUAGCAUGGGAAAUGGGCUCGAAGAAGGACGGAACGGACUCCAGAGCAGUCCAAAUUGCCGAUGUCGGACAUUGGCCCGGUAUUCGGGCUGCCAUUCUGGUUGUUUCUGCCUCCAAGAAAGAAGUUCCAAGUACAGGAGGUAUGCAACUUACUGUUGGGAGUUCGGAUCUAUUUGAGUAUAGAGUGAAAAAUGUAGUUCCACCGAGAUACAAAGAGAUGGAGCAGUCCAUCAUCAAGAAGAACUUUGAAAAGUUUGCCGAGUUGACAAUGAGAGACUCGAAUUCGUUCCAUGCCGUUUGCUUGGACUCCUAUCCUCCGAUAUUCUAUAUGAAUGAUACGUCCAAGAGAAUCGUCAAGCUUAUUAACGAGCUCAACAAAUCCCAGGGACGUAAUGUUGCUGCAUAUACAUUUGAUGCAGGUCCAAAUGCAGUGAUCUACUAUGAAGAGAAGGACGAGCAUUUGGUUUUAGGUGUUUUGAAUGAAUUCUUUGGCCACUUGCCAGGCUGGGACAAGAAGCGUUCCAUCAAUUAUUCGUUACCCGACAGAUUUCCAAUCGAUCUGUUCAAUAAAGAUAUAUUCUCUCAAGGAGUAUCCAGUGUCAUUCUUACAGGAAUUGGAGAAGGACCAAAGGAGACACAGGAGGUUUUGAAAAUGCCUUAG
Messenger RNA from Brettanomyces nanus, 1152 nucleotides. RefSeq names its product diphosphomevalonate decarboxylase (gene MVD1). Gene Ontology annotation, biological process: isopentenyl diphosphate biosynthetic process, mevalonate pathway; isoprenoid biosynthetic process. Gene Ontology annotation, cellular component: cytosol. NCBI's taxonomy places the organism in Eukaryota, Fungi, Ascomycota, Pichiomycetes, Pichiales, Pichiaceae. Gene Ontology annotation, molecular function: ATP binding; diphosphomevalonate decarboxylase activity. The transcript has a single exon. Bases 1 to 1152 code for a protein of 383 amino acids. The record is from RefSeq and is a predicted model, not a curated record.